GCUUUAUUUUCUGGACACCGUUUCGAAAUCUGCCAAAUAUUUUUUUUUAAAUCAUUUCUAAUAAUAUACCAAAAUGACUAAUUGAUAGCUCCAAGAAUUUUGUAGAAGAAUCUGUUUUGCAAACUAUAAUUCUAGUUUGAGACGGAACGAAGUACAGGUUUGUUGUGAUGGUAAAAAGUGUUACUGACUGAAUGAAGUUUCCAAAGCAAUUCAUAUACGAUUGACAAUGAGUGAAGGAGUUGUUAUCAUUGACAACAGUGUGGACAAAGAAUUAGCCUUUAAAAUGGCGCAGAUGAACAUCUUUCAGACAGACAAUGCAGAGGAAUUUGAUGCUGAAAAUGCUGACUCUGACCAUUGUAUAAAUGCAGAAAACUGUCUGAAUAUAACAGAUUUGCCAUCAGAAAUUCUGAUCCAUAUAGCAUCGUUCCUAGAAUCUCGUACAGUUAUAUUGUCACUGUAUGGAGCAUGUAAACGGUUCUAUGAGUUGUUCUCGGGCGACAAAUAUUGGAAGACGAGGAUCUCGCAAAGAUGGUCUAAGCAGUAUCCUGUAAUUGAAAGAGAUGAUUUUAAUUGGCGUAAAGCUUGCAUGGAACGUGAGGAAAUUCACACGAUGUGGUCAAAUCCAGAAGAACAUUUCAACCACUUCAUGUUGAAGGAAGGAUUUUUUGCUGCAGUGGAUGUUGUUCACUUAAUGAAGAAUGGAAAAUAUUUAGCAGUUGGUUCAAGGGACCGCCAUCUGAACAUUGUGGAUCUUACAAAAUAUGAUUGUGAAAAUCAAGACCAAAUAAAAGAUAUCAUUGUUGCCUCGGAAACAAAGGUUCACAAGGGCUGGGUUUGGUCAAUGGCUUCCAAUGAUGACACACUGGUCACAGGGUCGUGGGAUACCUACAUACGUCUCUUUGAUUUCAACAGUGGGGAAAUCAGAAAAAAUUCUGAAAUCAAGCUAAAAUCUGCUAUACUAGGGUUGCACUUUGAGCCAAACUUCAUUGCAGCAGGUGGUUUUGAUAAAAGAUUGUACAUGCUAGACCCACGUGCCCCAAAUGAUUAUAUAAGGAAGCAUUAUCAUGCGCAGCCCAUACUGAGUGUGAAAGCAGACGACAAAUAUGUUAUAACAGGAAGUGAGGACAAGGUGGUGGCAAUCUAUGACAGAGUGGCUGGCAAGAAGUAUAAGACUAUUGAGACGGAGAAUUUUGUCUUGAGUAUGAGUUACGGAGAUGGUCAGUUGUGGAUGGGGGACAAAUUGGGUAAACUACAUGUGAUGGACACUAGAGAUGGUCUCUUUGAUGAAAAUUCGAUAAAGACGUUUGAUGUAGGGCACAAUGGCCGGUUGACUGGCGUGGUUCAUACAGAUGGUGGUAUAUUCACAUGUUGUUCAGAUUCUUGUAUCAAAGUUGUGGAACCAAGCUACGACCCAGGAUUAAUAAACAGUGUCAAAGUUCAUACAGGAGAAGUUGCUGGGAUCAGCUAUGAUAAUGGCGUACUGGCAAGUGCUGGAGCUGAUAUCUCAGUCGGAGUCUGGAUCCCGAAAAAUAGGGCAUACUGAAACACACACAGAUGAGAACAAAGACAAUGAAUUCUUAAAGAGUUCUACAUAGUAGUGAGCAGACUGCACUGUUGUAGAGUAUUCUAUGAAAUAAAACUUUACGUUCUACACAUACACUGUGAUUUUAGUACACUGCUGUAAAAUGUAUGUUUAUAAUGAAGCAGGAAUAGUGAAUUUACAGUACAACAUGAAUCACUCAAGGUCACAAAGUGCUCAAGUUAUCCAGAUUUUUGAGCGAUCCAAACAGAAAAUGGAAGAAAAAUAUCCGUGACCACAUAAUUUGACAGGUAAACCUGGAUGCUGGAGUGAAUGGUGCUUCACUGUAAUUUCUAGAAUACUUUAUACAGUUAUUAAGUCAUGGAUCAUUUAUCCUACUACUGUACAGUCAAACUUUGUUCCCACAAACACGACGAGACAGGGAAAAUUUGUUCAAGUUAUCGGUAUUUCAGUCCAUUGAACAGAGUAUAUUGGGAUUUUGCUGGGACCUGACAAUGAGAGUGAAGUGUGAUGUUCAAAUUAUCUGAGUUUGAAUGAACAAAGUUUGACUGAAGAUAGUGGUGAUGUCAGUCUUAGUGUCUUGUUGAUAACCAUACAAUUUUAUACAUGUCUAAUUGUUUAUCAGUACAUGUAAAUGCAUGUUUCACCUUGUAUAUACUGUACUUGGUUUGUCAUGCUUUUUUCACAUACUGGUUAUAUUUCAGACCUGUAUUUUGAUGGAAUAGCUUUAUAUAUAUGGCGCUUUUAAAUAACAGGAUUUUUGUCCUGAAAAGCAGUACUUUGAAAUUCCUGAAGAAUGUAUUGCAGUAUCCUUUUAAUAGAGACCUCAUAUGCAGAAAGGGACCAUUGUCACAUUCUAGAGUUAAAUAGAGGCAGUAAUUUUUUAGGUGCACUUUAAAUUCAUUGGCAUGUGUUUGACAGUUUUGUUAAUACAUUUAUCUACCGGUAAUUGGUAUAUACCUAAAAGUUUUUUUUAAUAGCUUAUGUAAAAUGGUCUGGUCAUAUACGAAAAAGACAAAGCAGUCAAAUAUCCAGAGUUAAACACAGAUUCAAUUACAUCUUUCUGCUUAUUUUUGGAGCAGUUAUUAUAUGAAUUUAAUAGUGCUAAAGCCUUUCUGAAUUCAGUUAGCAAAUGAAGUUGUAUGUCUUGGAAGCUGAAGAUGUAGUUACCUCCCUUUGACAAAUGGUCCCUUUUAAUUUACUUUACAAGCUGACUGUGAUUUUCUUACCCUGUUGAAUGUGUUCAGAUUUUUAUUAUGUAAUGAACAUUUAUGUUUGUGUUAUAUUUAUUUUUGUGAUUCUAUUGGUUUAUGUAAGAGUUUUAAGGCUUUGUGUUUUGUACUUUUAAGAAUAAUGUGUUCUCCACAUAAGUUUUUUGGUCUGGUAAAAAAAUAUCAGUAUCAAAAAAUACCACUGUAGUUGUUUUAUUUUGACAUUUAAAGCGAUUCAUUAAAAAUAAAUCUUGUAGAUUUUAAAA
Molecule: messenger RNA, 3017 nt
Organism: Mercenaria mercenaria
Lineage: Eukaryota; Metazoa; Mollusca; Bivalvia; Venerida; Veneridae
Product: F-box/WD repeat-containing protein 9-like
Exons: 9
Coding region: 227-1543 (438 amino acids)
Cellular component (GO): Set1C/COMPASS complex
Molecular function (GO): histone binding
Source: RefSeq, a predicted model, not a curated record